Molecule: messenger RNA, 531 nt
Organism: Condylostylus longicornis
Lineage: Eukaryota; Metazoa; Arthropoda; Insecta; Diptera; Dolichopodidae
Exons: 3
Coding region: 1-531 (176 amino acids)
Source: RefSeq, a predicted model, not a curated record
AUGGUACCUAGAGAUUUAGUAUGGCAGGCAAUAAGACUUAAAGAUAUAACAGAAUCGCACAUGAAAAUAAUUAUGGAUAUGUGCCGUAAUACCGUUACCAGAUUAAAAAGUUCGACAGGUGUAUCACAUGAAUUUUUGGUAACAGUUGGAGUCCAUCAUAGUUCUGCACUUAGUCCGUAUCUUUUUAAUCUAGUUAUGGACUAUGUAACAUUAGAUUUUCAAAGGCCUACUUCCUGGAACAUCUUAUAUGCUGAUGAUGUAGUGCUGAUAAAUCCAGGAAGAACCGCUCAACAGAACAUCUUCAUUCAGCUAUCAUACGACGUUAAGUAUAGAUCGAGUGUAGGCUGGCUAAAAUGUAGGUCUGUAUCUGGAGUUCUGUGCGAUAAGAAAAUGCCCAUAAACUUCAAGGGCAGAGCGUACAGAACUGUUGCGAGAUCAAGGCUAGAAAACCACACUGCAUUGAGUAUAGAAAAAUCACCGAAACGAAGGGGACACCGAGAGCGACAUGAUUGCAACAACAGUCGACCCUAA